AUGGAUAUCCAUCAAGAUACAGAGCAAACGCCACUACUUCGAGAAGGAGCCGACGUACAUGGCACAACACAGGACGCCGUUCGCAAUUCCCCGCCGUCGCGUCUAGCCGUCGCCCUUUCAUGUCUCCUCCUGCUCGCAUUAGUUAAUAUCGGCAAUACACUCAUCAGCAGUCCCAUCGAACAAAUACGAUGGGAAACCUUUUGUUACAAUCCCAACACGACCAGCAUCCCCAGCGUUGCGGCCAAUCCAUCUUGCGCCAAAAAGGACUAUGCCCUGCUGCAAAGCUGGAAAGCUGCUAUCGAAAUCGUCAUGAUUGUCCUUACAGCUGCUCCGUUUGGCAUGGCAGCCGAUGCGUACGGCCGCAAACGAAUCCUUCAGCUAUCUGUUGCAGGCAUUACUUCAGCGCAGGCAUUCGACAUUGUCAUCGGUCGCUUCCCCGAAACGUUUCCCGUCCAUCUGAUGGUAUGGAAAGGAUUUUGGGCCAUGAUCGGCGGCGGCGGCACUGUAUUUUCAGCCAUGAUAUUCACAAUCUUUAGUGAUAUAAGCACAGAGGCACAAAGGUAA
Molecule: messenger RNA, 564 nt
Organism: Metarhizium robertsii ARSEF 23
Lineage: Eukaryota; Fungi; Ascomycota; Sordariomycetes; Hypocreales; Clavicipitaceae
Product: methyltransferase
Exons: 2
Coding region: 1-564 (187 amino acids)
Biological process (GO): transmembrane transport
Cellular component (GO): membrane
Molecular function (GO): transmembrane transporter activity
Source: RefSeq, a predicted model, not a curated record